Alnus glutinosa is the source of this 843-nucleotide messenger RNA. RefSeq names its product FAS1 domain-containing protein SELMODRAFT_448915-like. The coding region runs from base 1 to 843 and encodes 280 amino acids. The transcript has a single exon. The record is from RefSeq and is a predicted model, not a curated record. Lineage: Eukaryota; Viridiplantae; Streptophyta; Magnoliopsida; Fagales; Betulaceae.
AUGCCCAACUACCCAUCUCUCCUCUUCCUCCUUACCAUACUCGCCAUCAUCAACCCCAUAAGAAUCAGCUCAGCUUCAGCACAACCUCCGACCACCACCACUCCCUCAGCACCACCUCCGUCUCAGCCGCCUCCAUUGCCAACACCCCCACCAUCUCCUUCACCAGCUCCCCCCUUUCCAUUCCCAACACCGCCACUGCCACCACCACCGCCACCACCACAGCCACCACCAUCUCUUCCACCACCAACACCUCAUCCGCUGCCGCUCCAACAAGUGAACAACAUAAUCGACGCACUGAUUGGAGCAGGGGACUUCACGAAUUGGGCGAACAUCAUCUCAAUGAUCAACCCGGUAACUCUCCCAAUGAGCGCGACCCUCUUCAUCCCUCAGGGGGAGUCCCUGAACCGCACUCCCAACAUGGACCCCUUCCUCGUACCCUACCACAUAGUCCCUCAGCGUCUCUCUUUCUCCGACCUUCGGCUCCUCAACACCAACACCCGCCUCCCUACUCUCCUACCGGGAAAGUCCAUCCUCAUCACCAACACCUCUGCCUCCAACUUCACCCUCGACGACUCUCCAAUCACCCAACCAGACGUCUACAGCACCACUGCCUUGGCAGUACACGCCAUUGCAUUCCUUCUUGACUACGCUCUUUACGGCGAUGGAUUUCCGCAACCGGAGGUGGUUACACCCGCGCCGGCAUCACCCUUGGCGCCAGGACCACCAAUCACUUUCUCAUCAUCAAAUGCUGCGCGCUUGUGUACCGAGUUUCCAUAUCUUCUCUUGAUUGUUUGUGCGCUUCUUUCGACAUUCAAGACGAGCCAGAGUCAAAGCCUUAGAUGA